UUUUCAAUUUGUUUACCACAUGUACUUACAUAGGUGGUAUACAUCUAAUCGGAGCAGAAAAAGUACCGGUGGAAUGUUUAACAGAUACUCGUGUAUAUACAUAUACCACUUUGCGUAGCGUGAAAUUUAAUCGCGUCUUAUUUACAAAUUACUGGAGUCUCGCGUGAGUUCGGAAACGGUUUAUGAAUAUUCCUUAUUUCUUUAAAUAAAACGAGCGGAUAUAAUAGUUUCAAUCCGCCUACGUUACACGAUAGGUACGUGUGCGCAAUGUAAAACACAACAGCAAGUGAUUUUGUUAAUCGAGUAAUUGGAAACUUGACGAAACAUGAAUGUUGAAAUAUAAUUGCCUGCGAUAUAUCUUGGUCCAUUAAAAAUGUUGGUUUCUAAAUUUAAAGGAUAUUCAAUUGCACGAAUAUUGUAAUUGUAAUAAUUACGCGUGUACCAUUUGGAACGAGAUUUGAAACGAAACUAAACAAAACUUUGGAUCAUCGGAACAUUGGAUUGAAUGUGGAUAUAUUACAUGUACAGAGGAAUUUUUUGUUGAGCUUAUAUGCCAUUAACAAGACGGACAUGUAGCACGGAAAAUAACAAGGAAAACGACGAUAGUUGGUCAAUUUUUAACCGACGCAUCCGUCGGAAGGUUGGAAUAGCUCGUUCAAACCGAAUAUAAUAUAAUUAUCUCCUCCACUGUAAUUUGAAGCAAAACGUAGACGAAGAAAGUAGAAGUGGAACGAGGAAAGGAGGGGGAGGGGCGGCGAAUUCUGAUCUCAGAGAAGAGAGCCAUUUUCUGAGUCUUGGUUUAGACAUUCUAAAUAUAACUGGAGGUUCUAUAGGCUUUCCUUACCGUGUCAUACUCCGUAGAGUAGUAUCUUGCCGUGUUGCAUGGAUCUUGCUCAUUUUCUAAUCUUUAACGUGGCUCUAUGCCAGUAUUACUUGUCUGAAAAUUACCAAUCAUUUCAUACGAUACCAUUCUGAAAUAUUUCGUACUUUUGUAAGGUCUCGUGUAAUCGUCGUUGUUCCAUAGAUCGUUUCCUGCAACGCGUGUACAUAGUCAUACAUUUAUAGAUUUAGGAAACUUGGUGUAUUGUACACUAUGAUUUGCAAAGCCGAUCAGACGUAUUUGAUACCAUGCGACGUACUUAUGAUGGGAAACCUUCCCUCUCGGAAAGUUCCUGUACGCAUAUCCACGCGUGUCAAAGAACUUUACGAUUACAUCGAGGAACAAUGUCAGAUGCAACAAGACAGAUUCAACCUGUAUCUGUGUUCGACCGAACUGAUCGACUUGUCCAAAAUGAAGGACAAGACUUUGUCGGAGGUUGGCAUUCACUUGGACUUGGAGCAAGAAUCUUUGACGGAAACGAAACAAACGCUGCUGGUGGUCGAUUCUGGUUUCAUACCUAGCGAAUAUUACUUUAAAAAAAAGAGAGCCAGGUAUUGUGCUGGUUCCCAACCGAAGGCAUUUGAUUCGCAAGCAUCCAGUCGUUAUUCUUAUCAUCCAUUAUCCAGAGGAGAAGACGGCGAUGACGACGUUGACCUGGGAAGUCCUCUGAAAAGUCCUGAAACAAACUAUGUCGGUUUAGUAAACCAAGCAAUGACAUGUUACUUAAAUAGCCUAUUACAGUCAUUAUACAUGACACCGGAAUUUCGAAACGCAUUGUACAACUGGGAGUACGUCGAGGGCUCGGAAAAGGAUGAAGCUAACAGUAUUCCGUAUCAACUACAGAAGUUAUUUCUAAACUUGCAGACUUCCACGAAGGCGGCAGUGAAAACUACGGCAUUGACGCAAAGCUUCGGUUGGGAUUCGACAGAAGCGUGGCAACAACACGAUAUUCAGGAACUCUGUAGAGUGAUGUUUGAUGCUUUGGAACAAAAGUUCAAGAACACGGAACAAUCCGAUUUGAUAAGCAGAUUUUACGAAGGUACGAUGAUUGAUUACGUUAAAUGUCUCGAAUGCGGUAAUGAAAAAUCUAGGGCGGAUACGUUUCUCGAUAUUCCACUGCCAGUAAGACCUUUUGGUAGCAGCGAGACGUAUAGCAGCGUGGAAGAAUCCUUAAAAGCGUUCGUUCAAUAUGAAAUUUUGGAAGGAAACAAUCAGUAUCAUUGCGACAAAUGUAACAAAAAAUGCGAUGCUCACAAAGGAUUAAAAUUCACAAAGUUUCCCUAUCUUUUGACGAUUCAUCUGAAACGAUUCGACUUCGACUUAGAAACCUUCCAUAGAAUUAAACUUAACAAUAAGGUUACUUUUCCAGAUAUAUUGAACUUGAAUCCUUUUAUCAGUUCUGCAUCAGUGCUGAACGGUGAAUCGCCGGCUACCGAGCACGAUGAAAAUGUCGCUUCGACGAAAUCCGAUGACAGUUCGAUAACGAACAGUGCUACGUUAAACGGUGAUUGUUCUUCCGCUAGUGAUAACGAUCUACCUAACAGCCUUUCUAAUCACGCGGCAACAACGGCGACUACGACGGCGACGACAACAGAAACGGGGACGGAGUCAGCGAUCCCGAUAGAGACGCCAGUGACAGCAACGACAACGACGAGGAAUCAAGAUCAGGCCGAUGACGAAGGCAUAGGCAUCGGACCGUCGACGUCAAAUUACAUCGCGCAUAAUAAUUGCGAGAACGAAAAGAAACACGAUGAGAAAAUUGCAGAGAUGGGGCCUUACAAUUACGAGUUGUUUUCGAUCAUGAUUCAUAGCGGUGGUGCUAGCGGUGGCCAUUAUUACGCUUACAUUAAAGAUUUUAGGACGCAGGAAUGGUUAUGUUUCAAUGAUCAAAGCGUAACGCAAAUAACGGAUGAUGAUAUUCAGAAAACGUAUGGUGGUGGUUCGACUAGAUCAUAUCUUAGCAGAGCUACGAGUAGUACCAGCGCGUAUAUGCUCAUGUACAGACAAAUCGAUCCUGCACGUAACGCUCUACCCAUAGAGGUGCAAGAUUUUCCAAAACAUAUAAAGAAAUUAUUAGAGAAAAUGAAGGACAGCGAAAAACGAGAGAACGAGAAAAUAAAUAUCGAUAUAAAAGAUAUCUAUGGAAGGGAUUACGAGGGUAUGGAACAUGGACCUAGAGAACGGAGGAUUGAGGCGGUUCAUGGUAUGGAGGAAUUGUUAGAGAAAAUGAAGGACAGCGACAAACAGCGAGAGAACGAGAAAAUAAAUAUCGAUAUAAAAGAUAUCUAUGGAGAGAAUGCGGUAAUGAGCGUGUAUUGUCAACGGCCCAACGAAGAUAAAAAGCAAGACAUGUUGAUUUUCUUCGCGUCACACAAAACCUUGGCCGAAAUGACGAAACACGCUUACCAGAUUUUCGAUUUGGAGGGAAUAGUGAGCUUGGAUCAAUGUCGUUUAGUCGCUUACGAUCCUAGCACCGACACGGUAGUUAACACAUACGAAGGCAAAGAACAGGAGAAAUUCUCAAGUCUUUGGCGUCGUCGAAGCCGAUACUGUUUACUGCUACAAAUAUCCGGGAUCGUCACUACUGUGUACGUUGUCGACAUCGGCGGAAAAAGGCUAGAAACAAUAUUGAAUUUACGAGCGUUACUUCCCCAAACGGUCAGGGAAUACAGUCAAAUGGUGGGUAAACAUUUGAACUUGGAACCGGACGAGAUGAAAUUAGUGCUGCGGAAGGAGGAUUCGGAAACUGUACUCUUGGAGAAUGAAGAUGCUCAACUGGCAGUUACAGAGCUUUCUACCAAGUCGAAAGUAUUCGCUUGCGUCAAGUACGAUUCCGAGUGUAACAAGUCUUUCUUUGAGUCGACGAUAUCCGCGAUAGCAGAACGACUGGAGGCCGUUAGGACGCUGAGUCUGAAACUGGCCGAUGUCAGCAAAGAAAAGUUGAAGAUGUUCGAUAUUCCAAUUGUGGAGGAACCGUCCAAGGAUAAAGAGGAGCAGAUUCGUUCCGGCAACGACGUCGAGAUGAAGACGAUAGUGGCGGCUGAGAAUACGUCGAAGACGGAUCCGAACGAUGUAUCUAACGCAUGUACCACCGCGUCCGAGCAACACCAGCUUGAGAGUAAUGCAUCGAAUAGCAUCAAAAAACCGAUCGCGGUGGAUAACAACAAACCCGUCGACACUGUUCGAAACGCGAGUCCUCACGAGUCGACUAGAGAUGGCGAAGAAUGGCAUACACCCGAGCAAAGCAACAGCGAGGAUGGCAGCCUCAGCGAUAGCGAUAAAACAUUGGACGGUGACGUCCCCGAGGACGAUCAACUUCAAUUAUCCCAUCUUACGUCGAACAGCACGAGAAAUCCUCUCAUCGAUAUGUUGAGUCAAGUCGCGUUCGAGGAUUGGGACAAAUCGGAAUGUUAUUUCAAAGCGAGCCCAUAUACGAAUCAUAAUACGAAACUUUUGAAAGUAGUCGUUGAUAAAAGGAUGACGUUUAAGGAUCUAAAGACAAAUUUGGAGCCGUACGUUGGCGUACCUUCUGAAUGUUUCGAGAUAUGGGACUAUGAUGAAAUCAGAAGCGCCAAAACGGAAUGGGUUAUACAUAAUUGCGUUUCCCCUAAUUUGUUAGACACUGAAAAUUAUUCGAUAGGCAUAGAUUUCUUUUAUAAUCUGAAUCUGCAGAACCGUAUGUUGGUAGUAGAAGUGUAUCGAAGUGCCAGUUUGCUAAAGCAACAAAUGUUUUCAUUUCAAUUUCCGGUCGAUGAGAACAUGACCGUCGGCCAGAUGAAAAGAGAAAUCCUGGCGGAAAUGAAAAAUAAGUACGAUAUAGAAAUCCCGUACCACUUUUGCCGAUUGUUGGAGAACACUUACAUGUUGCUACUCGAGGACCAUCAAAGGAUAAAAGAUUUUCACUUUGAUGCGCAAUUUCGCUUGCAAAUAUUGGUCCAGGAGUUAAUAUUGAGAAGAAAGCAACCGGUAGUCGUGCAAGAGUCAUCGGACGAAGAUGAACCGGUGACCAAUAGUCAUUUAAUUACUGUACAGCGUUGGUUCCCCAAGAGAAAGGCGCUCGGACCAGUGCAGAAAAUUGCCUUGGAUGAGAUGACCGUAGAAGAAAUGGUGAAAACAUUGUCCAGAAUGUCAAAAAUACCUGAGAAACAUAUAGAGAUAGCGCGGGAAAGGAGAUUAUUUAGAGUAGUGGAUCCUGUAAACCAGUUCCAGGAUUUAACAUGGAUAAGUUUAUCGUCUGGCAUCGCAGAACUCGAUGCUGGAAAGAAGAACAUGUUCAUGUAUAAAGACAAUAGGGACAUUUUGCCACAGCCGCAGCCGCAGCAGCAACAGGAGCAAGAGCAGGAACAGCAGCAGCGGGUAUCGCGGGAAGAAUAUAACGGAAUCACGUUCAAUGAAGAAUCAGCAUCAAUGACACGCGAGGUCUUCUCAUCUCAUUUUGCUGAGUUGCCGCUUUACAGUAGAACCGCGUCGUACAAUUAUCCAACAAGGUAUCUCCCGGUUUCAUCGGCACCAUCGUCGCGUUACACCGGACGAAAAGAAAAGGCGCUUAAAAUUCACCUGGACGCUCAAUGAUCGUCGUCUAUCGAACGUGUACUCUCUAACGAAGAAUCGUUACAUAGACGUACGAAAAAACGCGAAACUCGAACGUCUCAUCAAGUAUUUGUCGUCUCGAGUAUUCAACGACUCAAAAAUAUUCUGUACUUUGGAAAAUGUUGGCUCGAAUUACAAUGCUUCCAUGUCUCUAAGGCCUUCAGGCCGUUGGAACGAAUCAUACUCGUAAAAUUCGUCGAAUUUUUGAAACGCCGUCGCUUGCUGGACGGGAGACGUGCGUUCUGUUAUGAACUUCCCGCAUUGGACCAACGUUUUCUUCAUCGUACAGUUCGGGCUUUCGUGCAUGAUUGGUUUCGUCCUCUUUUACAUGAUCCUCUGCACGCUUUACAACUCCGCGUUAACUACCACCAUCAUUGGAUAUUUGAAAAGUAUAUGCGUUACUUAUCUUGGGAUGAUCAUCGGUGGCGACUAUAUCUUCGAUUAGCUAAAUUUUACAGGACUGAAUCUGAGCGUCGAUUGUCGGGUAUCGUUUUAAUAUGUUUCGAGACCAUAAAGAUAAUUAAGCUUCAGAUCACCGACCUAUAGAAUCUCGUACGGACGAGCACUACCGUCCGCACUCGACAACGCCAAAGAAUCGAUCGAUCAAAACGACGCAUUGCAACAAACCGGCGUGAACAUCUCCGAAUUGUAAGAAAGAAGAAAGCUAGAAGAAAUUAAGCAUGUAUUGGCUAUACAGUCAAUCCUAAAAGUUUAUGCACUUCAGA
This is a messenger RNA of Ceratina calcarata, 6195 nucleotides long. RefSeq names its product ubiquitin specific protease 47 (gene Usp47). Bases 1094 to 5452 code for a protein of 1452 amino acids. Lineage: Eukaryota; Metazoa; Arthropoda; Insecta; Hymenoptera; Apidae. Gene Ontology annotation, cellular component: cytosol; nucleus. Gene Ontology annotation, molecular function: cysteine-type deubiquitinase activity. The record is from RefSeq and is a predicted model, not a curated record. The transcript has 18 exons. Gene Ontology annotation, biological process: protein deubiquitination.